GAGGAGUUGUCGAGCCGUUCCACCAGGCUCCAUGAAGCGCCCGCGGAUCGACGAGUUUUGCCAGCGGCAAGCUGCGUCCUGCGCACCCAAGAUUUGAUUCGCAUGGUGACAUCGUACCAACAAGGCCUCUGUAUCGACGGCCACGACCUUCUCGUGGCUAUUCAAUGGCCAGCCGUGAAGUCGCUUGGCAUCUCGUAUGUGUUCUCGACGAUGGGGGUGUGGCCGUUUUCCCGUCUGGCCUCCUGGACAGAUAAGCAUGGCUUGAAGCACCUCGAUCGCGUCCUCGACUUUGUUGAAGAACGCUCGGCCUGUUUUCUCCUACACCACAUUGCGUUUUGUGUGGCCGUGAGGUACAAUCACCUCCCAAUACUGCGUCAUGUCGGCGGUUCCCGCUGUCACGAACGCACCGGCUUGGAUUUCACCAUGGCGAUGGACGUUGCUGCAAAACAUGGUCACCUCGACAUCAUUCAAUGGCUACAUGCGAAUCGCAAGGAAGGCUGCACGUCUGCCGCCAUGGAUCAUGCAGCUCGAAAUGGCCACGUCGACGUCUGCGACUGGCUCCAUCACACUGGCCUUGCCACGUUUUCGUCGCAUCAGCUCGACGUCAUGAAAGAAGUUGUGAUGAAGGGGGAUUUACGAAUAGUCGAGUGGCUGCAUCGCCAUCGGACGCGACAAUGGCCACGAGGCCUCAUGGACGACAUCGCGGCGGGCGGAAACGUGCGCAUGAUGGCCUUUUUCCACCAUCACACAACUGAGCAGUGCACCACCGACGCCAUGGACUUCGCAGCGUGUCGAGGGCAUUUGGAAAUGGUCCAGUUCUUGCACCACCACCGCCACGAAGGAUGCACGACGCAAGCCAUCGACUUGGCAGCAGGUCGCGGCCACUUUGACGUUGUCAAGUGGCUCUACAUCCAUCGCCAUGAAGCAUGCACGUGGAACGCUAUCUAUCUCGCCGCAUGUGGUGGCCACAUGCGCAUCCUGUAUUACUUGGCUCGGGUCGCGCACGUGCGCACUACUGCGUGGCGUUGUGCGCAGGUUGUUGCCCAAACGAGCGGCCGCCUCGAUGCCCUAGCAGCGCUGAACAAGGUUGCGAUGGCCGCAAAGCGGAAUCGUUCUCGAUCGACGCCUCACUUUGACCGCUGCGCCUAGACCCUCGUACAUAGAUGGUUGUGAUUCAUCCAAGCAAUGUGUCCAUGUGUACAGCGGUGGAUGGCAUUGCCUACACCGCUCCUUUUCCCAUUGUCGCAAGCACGUGCAAAUGGCCAACCAUG
Aphanomyces invadans is the source of this 1271-nucleotide messenger RNA. RefSeq lists its product as hypothetical. Bases 103 to 1149 code for a protein of 348 amino acids. The transcript has a single exon. The record is from RefSeq and is a predicted model, not a curated record. NCBI's taxonomy places the organism in Eukaryota, Oomycota, Saprolegniomycetes, Saprolegniales, Verrucalvaceae. Gene Ontology annotation, molecular function: protein binding.